UGUUCCGGGGUCGGUCAGUCAGUGUACACAGUGUCAAAAAAAUCAUCAUUGUGUACAUUUUUCUUCUCUUUUCACAUAUUUAUCACACGGAGCGCGGAGAGUGGGGUCUGAGGGUUUCUUUAGAAGGAGAGACGCUUUGAAUACGGCACAGAGAGGACGUCUGUAAAGAUGAACUUCUUCAGAGGAGUGAUCGGCGGGCAGGCAGCCGGGCCGCAGCCGUCCGGAGCGGAGACGAUCCAGAAGCUGUGUGACAGGGUGGCCUCCUCAACGCUCCUAGAAGACCGCAGAGAUGCUGUCCGGGCACUUAAGUCCCUCUCUAAGAAAUAUCGCAUGGAAGUUGGCACACAGGCGAUGGAUCACUUGAUUAACAUAUUGCAAACUGACAGGUCUGACUCUGAAAUCCUCGGCUAUGCUUUGGACACACUGUAUAACAUCAUCUGCAAUGAUGAGGAGGAAGAGCAAGAUGAAUCAGAAGACGCAGUAACCCCUCUCCCUGUCUCAGGGAAGCAUAAGAAUGUUUCCGUGCCUGAUGAGAACGCCCAGAAACAGGCAGAUGACCUGGGUGCCCUGUUUACAGACAAGUUCAUCCAGGACCCUGAGCACGUGACCCUUCUGCUCACUCUGUUGGAGGAGUUUGACUUCCAUGUGCGUUGGCCUGGGGUGAAGCUGUUGACUGCUCUCCUCAAGAACCAGGGUGUCCAGCUCCAGGGCGUCAUUCUGGUCAGCCCCAUGGGUGUUUCCAGAUUGAUGGACCUAUUGGCAGACUCUAGAGAAGUAAUUCGUAAUGAUGGCUUGCUGUUGCUUCAGCAGUUGACUAAAGGAAAUGCUGCCAUUCAGAAAAUAGUGGCCUUUGAGAACGCAUUUGAGCGUCUGCUAGAUAUCAUCACAGAAGAGGGCAGCAGCGACGGAGGUAUUGUGGUGGAGGACUGUUUGCUGCUGCUGCUCAACCUGCUAAAGAACAACAGCUCCAACCAGAACUUCUUCAAGGAGGGCUCCUACAUCCAGAGAAUGAAGCCCUGGUUCGAGGUCGGUGACGAUAACUCUGGCUGGUCUGCGCAAAAGGUCACCAACCUCCACCUCAUGCUGCAGCUGGUGCGAGUCAUGGUGUCUCCAGUAAACUCUCCUGGAGCUACAGCCAGCUGUCAAAAGUCCAUGUACCAGUGCGGCCUGCUGCAGCAGUUGUGCACCAUCCUCAUGGCCACUGGUGUGCCUGCUGACAUCCUCACUGAGACCAUCAACACUGUAUCAGAGGUUAUCAGGGGCUCACAGGUCAACCAGGACUACUUUGCUUCUGUCAAUGCUCCUUCAAACCCACCAAGACCGGCCAUCGUGGUCCUGCUCAUGUCCAUGGUGAAUGAGAGACAACCAUUUGUGCUUCGCUGUGCUGUCCUCUACUGUUUCCAGUGUUUCCUCUACAAAAACCAGAAAGGCCAGGGGGAGAUAGUGGCGACGCUGCUGCCCUCAACCAUCGAUGCCAACUCCAUCUCAGCGGGCCAGCUGCUGUGCGGAGGCCUGUUCUCUGCAGACUCUCUGUCCAACUGGUGUGCGGCUGUGGCCUUGGCGCACGCCCUGCAGGACAACCUCACCCAGAAGGAGCAGCUGCUGAGGGUUCAACUCGCCACCAGCCUGGGCAAACCCCCCGUCUCGCUGCUGCAGCAGUGCACCAACAUCCUCUCCCAGGGAGAUAAGAUCAUCCGGCGGGGCAGUAAAGUACAGACGAGGGUGGGCCUCCUCAUGCUGCUGUGCACGUGGAUCAGCAACUGUCCGAUUGCUGUCACACACUUUCUACACAAUCAGGAAAACGUUCCCUUUCUGACGGCUCAGAUCUCAGAGAACCUGGGAGAGGAUGAAAGGCUGGUUCAGGGCCUGUGUGCGCUGCUUCUCGGCAUCUGCAUCUAUUACAACGACAACUCACUGGAGAACUACACCAAAGAGAAACUAAAGCAGCUGAUCGAGAAGCGCAUUGGAAAGGAAAACUUUGUAGAGAAACUCGGCUUCAUCACCAAGCAUGAGCUGUACUCGCGGGCGGCCCAGAAGCCGCAGCCUGUCUUCCCGUCUCCAGAGCAAAUGCUGUUUGACCAUGAGUUCACCAAGCUGGUCAAAGAACUAGAGGGUGUCAUCACGAAAGCAGUUCACAAAUCCAGCGAGGAGGAGAAAAAGGAAGAGGAGGUGAAGAAGACAUUAGAGCAACAUGACAACAUUGUAACUCAGUACAAAGAGCUGAUCAGAGAACAGGAUUCUCAGAUCCAGGAACUCAAAGAGCAGGUAGCAUCUAUGACUUCUCAGAACGAACAGAAGCAAGCUACGAUCACUCAGCAGCUGUCCCAGAUCCAGCAGCACAAAGACCAGUACAACAUCCUGAAGCUAAAAUUAGGUAAGGAGAACCAGAGUCAGUCUAACAGCCAGGGAGACGUCUCUCAGGUGAACGGGCUGCAGACAGAAGAGCUGACUCAGCUCAGAGAGGAGGUGGAGGAGCUGCGCAAGCAACACACACUCCUGCAAACACAACUCGAUGACAAAGACGCACUCAUCAACACCCUGAGGUCAGAGGCGGCGCAGACAGCAGAGGGUUCAGCAGGAGGAUCAGAAAACACAGAACUACUCAAGGAGCUGGAGGCUUUGAGGAGUCAGGUUCAGUCUCAGUCAACAGAAAUCAACCAGCUUCAGACAGAGAGGGAAGAACUGCUCAGAAGAGCUGAGGCCGGGUCCUCAGACGUAGUCCACAGCAGUGACGGCUCAUUAGACUCAGCCAAGAUGGCAGAACUUGAGAGCAGACUUGCAGCACAGAUGACUGAAACAGAGAGACUCAAGGAGGAGACAAAGAGCUUGUCGGGGAGCCGGGCAGACCUGGAGCAGCAGCUGGCUUCAGCCACCAGCACGGUGGCCAUCCUGCAGACGGAGAAAGCAAAGCUGCAGACGGAGGUUCAAGAGUCCAAGAAGGAGCAGGACGACCUGCUGAUGCUGCUGGCAGACCAGGAUCAGAAAAUCCAUAGCCUCAAACAGAAACUCAAAGACCUGGGAGAGACGGUGGAAGAUGAAGACGACCUCGACGCCAGGGAACAAACUGAUGAUGAUGAAGAGGAGGAGGAGGAAGAAGAAGAUGAGGACUAAAGAAAAACACUGACAGAAAAAAAGGGAGAGAUGGGAAUUUGUCUGCCAGCAGGCAAGAAAAGACUUUACAGAAACACACGAGAGAAACUCAAGAGUAGGACUAAUAUACUGAAGGAGUUUCUUUAUCCAGCUGCCAUGCUAUCUUCUAUUUUCUUUACCCCCGGUCAUCACAUGCAUUUGUUCAGGAUAAAGUUCUUCUGUCCAAGAUUUCAGCUUUCAGUGACGGCUAAAACCUUUGAACAUGUCAGUGCAUUCAUCUCUGCUACUUUUCUCAUCGGUUUGUGAUGGAUUUUACCAGUCUUGUGGUUAAUGUAACGUAUUGUCAUAUAGUUUGUAAUCACGCUAGGUUAAUUUUAACGCACAAGAGUUACCCGGAACAUUUAGGGAGGAGGAUUUCAAAUGUAGCAAAAAAUGCAACUAUGGACAGAUUUAAUGUUAUUCUCAUUUUCUCAUAAACGUGCUGGUGAGCUCCAUCGGGCGGCUUUUUUCCCAUCCUGCAUUCCUGCUCUCACCAGACGCACAAUGCAUUAGGAUCACCCGCAACAUGUCACUGUGCUGCACCCUGAAAUUUCACACCCCAAUCAGUUCGAGUUCAGUGUUACAGUAUUCGUUCUGUUUUGACGACACAACCUAACUGCUCUACAAUAUGCUGCAAAACACUGAGAGAAAAGAUGUAAAGACAAAAAAGGUAUUUUUGCAACUUUUUGUCCAGUACUGGCAUCCAGCUUCUGUAUGAUAUUGUGUAACUUAUCAAUUUAUGAGCCACAUUGAAAUGAAUAAAGAAUCUAUCGGUCUGUAUGCCUGUAUGGAGACAUAAUUGUAGAUAAAUUAAAUUUUACUAAAUCCACAAUGAGACUUUUGUAUUUAUAUUUGCAGGAUUCUUUUUUGUCUGAAUAUUUGGCCUCAUCACUUUUAAAAGUCCAGUAUCAUAUCAACACAAAUAUGACGCCUAUGUUUCAGUAUGUUUCUGGCAUUGUUAUGUCCUGGAUACUUUAGGAUUAAAUCAUUCAUUUAACAGGGUUUGGCUUUGAUUAAAUUAAAAAUAAAAAAUAAAAAAAAUUCAAGUUAAAGCAAGAUGUUUUCCAGGAUAUUGUGGUGUCACAGAACUCGGAUCAGCUUUUCAAGAGUUGGUAUAUUUUUGAGUUUCAUUGGUCAUUAAUCAGUUUCUAACUGAACUGUUUCUGAAAGGCACAAAGCUUCUGGUUCCAUUUUUCAGAAAAAAGCUCCUCUGAGAAAACUUGUUUUGUUUGUGCACAUGUGGAGGCUGCACGAACAAACCCCGCUACACCCCAGGGAGAAUUUUGAAGCCAGACAACUUGUCUGAGCAGCUCAAGUAUUCGACUGCUGAGCCUCCAGGUGACGAAGAGACUGAUAACACAGUUCACUCUUGGUUCUGGUAAACCACGCCUAAAAGGUUUCUGGUGUAGAGAAACAUCUUGUGCGCCAUGUUUCCACAAGGUUUUACACACUGUACAAAAAAACAUGGAGAUCUAAAGCUCAUUUAUGAAGAGAGCUGUUGAACUAACCUUUAGCACAGGACUGGCAUGUUUUAUGAUUAUGUUUUUUUAUCUUUUUCUUUUUCUAAACUUGUUAAAAUCAUUAUGUCAUCUCUUCAAUACACCUGUGAAAGCAUUGUUUUGCAGCUUUAUCUAUCGCUGCCCAUCUUCUGGACAUAUGUAGAGACGUCUGACCAAUCGUCAUCCACCUCUAAGAGGAAAAUAAUUCCUCUGAGGAGCUGAGAAAUGGAGAGUAAGGUGGAAGGAAAUGUGACACCGUCCUGGAAUGGGGGUGUAAACCGCUCUGUGACUGGAAGGGAACACUGAAACACCACAUUGUCCCAUACAUUUGGAAAACAAGAAAAACAAAAUGUGGAUUUAUCCUCACCUGCCCUGUUUCCUCACAUGGCACAAGUCGUUCACGGAGAUUGUCAAGAUAAAAUGAUUGUAAGAGUGUGUACAGUUUGUGACCUCUCUGAUCAGGGUGGCUUUUAAAAAUAUUGUAAUGGCUGAGUUUCAACACUGGGGGGCAACAAACUCUCAAAUAAA
Molecule: messenger RNA, 5156 nt
Organism: Seriola dumerili (greater amberjack)
Lineage: Eukaryota; Metazoa; Chordata; Actinopteri; Carangiformes; Carangidae
Gene: uso1
Product: USO1 vesicle transport factor
Exons: 27
Coding region: 169-3111 (980 amino acids)
Biological process (GO): intracellular protein transport; transcytosis; endoplasmic reticulum to Golgi vesicle-mediated transport
Cellular component (GO): endoplasmic reticulum; cytoplasm; ER to Golgi transport vesicle membrane
Molecular function (GO): protein binding
Source: RefSeq, a predicted model, not a curated record